UGGGCUAGUGAGCUCAUGGCAAAGGCACCCAGUCGGGCGGGGGUGGGUGCUCUGCCCUAUAAAGCCCCCACAGCUCCGCAGCCCACAGAAGUUGGGGACGGCACCAUGGCGGGCUCCGAGGCAGUGCAGAGGGCCACAGAGCUCAUCGAGCAGCGGCUGGUGCAGGAGGAGGAGAAUGAGAAGCUCCGAGGAGCUGCCCACCAGAAGCUGCCCAUGGACAAGCUGGUGUUAGAGGAUGAGAAGCACCAAGGGGCUCAGAGUCAGGCAUUACAAAAGGUCAAGGGCCAAGAGCGAGUGCGCAAGACGUCCUUGGACCUACGGAGGGAGAUUAUCGAUGUGGGGGGGAUCCAGAACCUCAUUGAACUGCGGAAAAAACGGAAGCAGAAGAAACGCGAAGCCCUGGCUGCCUCCCAGGAGCCACCUGCAGAGCCCGAGGAGGAGAUCACUGGCCCCAUAGAUGCGGAGACAUUCCUUAAAGCAUCGGUGGAGGGGAAAAUGAAGGUUAUUGAGAAGUUCCUGGCUGAUGGGGGUUCAGCUGACACCUGUGAUCAGUUCCGCAGGACAGCACUGCACAGAGCCUCCUUGGAAGGACACAUGGAAAUCCUGGAGAAGCUUCUGGAGAGUGGGGCCACUGUGGACUUCCAGGACCGGCUGGACUGCACAGCUAUGCAUUGGGCCUGCCGUGGGGGCCACUUGGAAGUAGUGAAACUCCUGCAAAGCCGGGGAGCAAACGCCGAUGUGAGGGAUAAGCUGCUAAGCACCCCUCUGCACGUGGCAGUCCGGACGGGGCACGUGGAGAUCGUGGAACACUUUUUAUCCCUGGGCCUGGACAUCAAUGCCAAAGACAGAGAAGGGGACAGUGCCCUGCAUGAUGCUGUGAGGCUCAACCGCUACAAAAUCAUCAAACUGCUGCUUCUACACGGGGCUGACAUGAUGACCAAGAACCUGGCAGGAAAGACCCCCACGGACCUAGUGCAGCUGUGGCAGGCUGACACCCGGAACGCCCUGGAGCACCCUGAGCAGAAGUUGGAGCAGAAUGGACUGGAGGGUCCCACCAAGAGUGGGCGGGAGACCCCCCAGCCUGUGCCAGCGCAGUAA
Messenger RNA from Trichechus manatus latirostris (Florida manatee), 1098 nucleotides. RefSeq names its product ankyrin repeat domain 2 (gene ANKRD2). NCBI's taxonomy places the organism in Eukaryota, Metazoa, Chordata, Mammalia, Sirenia, Trichechidae. Gene Ontology annotation, molecular function: protein binding. The record is from RefSeq and is a predicted model, not a curated record.